AUGACGAUGGCGGCAGGCUACAUCGCUCUUUGCAUUGUGGGGCUCACUAUCCUCACUUGUAUUUCCGGUGCCCCAGUGGCACUUCUGUGGACCAUAAUAUUCUCACCAAAUCACCGUCCCGCUCUGCGGGGUUUCGUCAUUUUUGCUAUUUUACUCAUGCCACUGCAUGUGGUACAAAUUGUUAGUGGGGAGCUUCUCAUAACCAAACAUCUCUGGACCUACAAUUCGGUUGACGAAAUGGCUGCAAAGAUACUCCGAAGCUGCAUUCUUUUAGCCUCUGCUCCAACAAUCAGCGGAUUUCACUGCAAGGUCUUCGCCAUUUCAUCAUCCACUCUAGAGUCUAAUGCUGUAGACGGCCAGAGCCUUACGGUCAAUCUGUGA
This is a messenger RNA of Cantharellus anzutake, 381 nucleotides long. RefSeq lists its product as uncharacterized. The record is from RefSeq and is a predicted model, not a curated record. The coding region runs from base 1 to 381 and encodes 126 amino acids. NCBI's taxonomy places the organism in Eukaryota, Fungi, Basidiomycota, Agaricomycetes, Cantharellales, Hydnaceae. The transcript has 5 exons.